Molecule: messenger RNA, 1401 nt
Organism: Grosmannia clavigera kw1407
Lineage: Eukaryota; Fungi; Ascomycota; Sordariomycetes; Ophiostomatales; Ophiostomataceae
Product: c2h2 transcription factor
Exons: 2
Coding region: 1-1401 (466 amino acids)
Biological process (GO): regulation of transcription by RNA polymerase II
Cellular component (GO): chromatin
Molecular function (GO): RNA polymerase II cis-regulatory region sequence-specific DNA binding; DNA-binding transcription factor activity, RNA polymerase II-specific
Source: RefSeq, a predicted model, not a curated record
AUGGACGGCUCACACUAUUCGUCUAACGUGAUGAAUGGCACAUCGAACCAGUCCUACCCUUCAUCUGCCUCGUCGACGCCACAGAAUCUCCAGCCGCAUACGCUGCCACCCCUGCAGCAGCAGCACCAGCAACACCCCCAACACCAGCAGAACAACGGCAUGAUGCAUGCGGGCAAUCCCUAUGGGAGCUACCCACACACUCCACGGACGCCCGCAACCCCAAACACCCCGGGUCCUGCCAACAUGACCGCUUACCCUCCUCCGCCGACCACUAAUGGUGGUCGAGGCUACCAGAUGAUGAGCAAUGCCUACCAGCAGCCUCAUCAGUAUGGCGCAACCUCGUCGGCAAUGCUUCCCCAGUCCUCCACCGCAAUGGCCCAUCCCCAACCCAUCGCCCCGGCACCGGCUCCAGGCUCUCGGGGUCCACCUGUGCUGCGUCCUAUGCCUGCCGGCGGCGUCAUGCCACAACCAGGGAUGUCUUCGCCUUACAGCCAGAGCCCCAUGAUGCCUCAGGCAACAAUGCUUCCCGAGACCGAGCAGCCGACCCACGUGGUUGGCUCUCAGGGCCGCCGAGGCAUUCUGCCGAGCGCCCCAGGCAGACCCGCUCCCCCAGCUGCAGGCACGGUCACCAAGAACCAGAUUCCCCAGAAGGACGCCGACGGGAAGUUCCCUUGCCCUCAUUGCACCAAAACGUACCUCCACGCAAAGCAUCUGAAGCGUCACCUUCUGAGACACACCGGCGACCGCCCAUACAUGUGUGUUUUGUGUCGCGACACGUUCUCGCGCAGCGACAUUCUCAAGCGUCACUUCCAAAAGUGCUCUAUUCGUCGUGGUAACCCGACGGGAGCCAGCCAUCUGUCGCACCCACAUGCCCAUGUCAAGAAGAAUCAGCAGGCGGCUCAGAAGCACAUGGCCGAGGCUGGUGAUAUGAGCCACAUGAACGGCAUGGGCAACGUUCAGCCUGAUGGCAUGGUUCACCCCUUCGGGCUGAUGCCUGCGGGUAGCGACGGAAUGUCCAAUGACCAGGCCCAGCUGUCUCGUUCGAACAGCAUGAACCGCAUGGACGAUGCUGCUGCUGCGGAUCAGAACCGGCGUAACGCUGCCGCUGCUGCAGCUGCUGCAGGCGCCGCCGGAAACGUCAUGGGUGCUCCUACCCGCGUCGGUAACGGCGGCCCGGGUCCCCAAGGCCCAGGUGGCUCGUAUGACCAGUCUCCUUAUAAUGGAAGUGUUCCUGGUGGUAUGAACCCGCAGCUGGCCAACUACAACAUGCCGGGUAACCAGAAUGGCAUGCCUAUGUUCACUGGCCAAAAUGCCAACCCCCAAUCGAACCUCGAUUGGUCGUCGAUGUUUCAGGCCGGUGCGCAACAUACCUACACCAGUCAAUCAUCUGUUCCCAUCUAA